Molecule: messenger RNA, 228 nt
Organism: Ochotona curzoniae (black-lipped pika)
Lineage: Eukaryota; Metazoa; Chordata; Mammalia; Lagomorpha; Ochotonidae
Gene: DEFB136
Product: defensin beta 136
Exons: 2
Coding region: 1-228 (75 amino acids)
Biological process (GO): defense response to bacterium
Source: RefSeq, a predicted model, not a curated record
AUGAGUCUCGCUCUGUCCGGGCUGCUCUGCCUGCUGCUACUUUCAUUGCCCUCAGGCAAUGCCUUGUUUGGGAACGACGGCGUAGAAAUUCGUACUUGCACUGCACUGAAAGGCAGGUGUUUCUUCGGCUGUAAACCAGGAUGGACCUGGAUAGCUUUCUGCCACAACAUACUGUCUUGUUGUAGAAGGAUGAGAAAGUAUUUGCCCCCACAAGCCAAAAAAUUUUGA